This is a messenger RNA of Epithele typhae, 1419 nucleotides long. RefSeq lists its product as uncharacterized. NCBI's taxonomy places the organism in Eukaryota, Fungi, Basidiomycota, Agaricomycetes, Polyporales, Epitheliaceae. The coding region runs from base 1 to 1419 and encodes 472 amino acids. The record is from RefSeq and is a predicted model, not a curated record. Gene Ontology annotation, molecular function: protein binding. The transcript is spliced from 6 exons.
AUGCUUUCACGAGUCCGCCGUCUCCCUACUGCGCUUCCGCGAGCCUCCCCUCGGCACUCUUCUCUAUUUACCCGCAGACAUGCCUCCCAUGGCCCGUAUCCGGAAGGAGUCAAUCCUUAUCCUUACCUCGAUGAUAGCUUCGCGACCAACACUAUGCACGCAGUCGGAUACUUCGGGCGACUCUUCAAAUUCACUGCCGUAGGAGCGGUCUUGCUUGGGACAACCGCUUUCACCGCUUUUGAAGUCGCCCAUCAGUACGUGGAGCACGUGAAGCUUGCGGCAGAGCAAGAUCCGGAGGUGAAGAACUGGCAGUGGGAAUUGGAGGCGGAGAGGUGGACGGGCUCGCCUAAAGGCGGCUCCGACUCUGGUCUUGGGUACAGAGGAAGGCAUACGGUGCGGGCAGCAUGGAUGGCGCUGUACUGGGGCGCUGGACAGAAAGUUGUUGCCUCCAACGCUUUCUCCGGUGGUUCAAGCGGCGCGGCACUUGCUCCGAUCGAUGCGAAUCUGGAGUAUGCGCAGGAGUUUCUCGAGAGCGCUAUCAGGUUCGCGGAGGGCGCGAAGAAAAUCCAUCCGAUGACCUUGGCGACUCUCAUCGCUCGCCGAGCCGACAUUGUGGAGAGGAUAGGGACCGUCGGUGCACUCGACGAGGCACGAGCGGAGUACACCCGCGUAUGGCGUGCGCUCGGAGGACAGGGGAUCGACGCAGCCCGGGUGGCCCUCAAGCUGGGCAACCUCAACCGCAGGUUGGGCGACCAGGAAGACGCGUUGUUGUGGUGGACGCGAACCCUUCAACUACUCCAGGCAACAGCGAUACUCUCAAAGUCCCCGAAUCCGCUCCUUCAUCCCCCGCUGCUCAACGAACCCUCGCAUCAGCGUUGUUGGUUCAGGCCAAGCACUCGAAGAAUCCGCCCUCAACCUGCUCCGCUCCCUCCCCGCCCCUCAAUUUUCGCAUCCGCUUCCCCGCCUCAAGCCCUCCACUUUCUCUAUCUCCUCCAUCGCUCCUCGAUGCUCUCCGUGCACCACGCUGAGAAACCGGCAGCUGCUGAGUCUUCUGAGCGUGUAGCGCGCUCACUCACGCUGGCCCCUGAAGGAUCACGGAUUCAGAAAAACCACUCACCGCUACUACCCACGGAGGCGCCUUUGUCCACCAUGUACGACAACCCUCUUCGCGAUGCAAGGAGCACGGCGGCGAAGGCGUGGAACUACCUCGGUUAUCUUACCGAGAAGUCCUCGGCGCCGGACGCCUCAGCCAGGGCCUUGGAAUGUUACCAACGCGCUCUAGAUUGGGCAGGCGUCAGCCGCGACGAGGAUGGAGGUGCUGGUAAAGCAGGGGAGGGCGUUGCAGAGGCAGAUUGGAAGGUGUAUUGGGCGGAUUAUGUGCGUGCGAGGGAUGUGACGAAGGGCAAGCAGCAGAAGUGA